Salvia miltiorrhiza (redroot sage) is the source of this 4190-nucleotide messenger RNA. RefSeq lists its product as uncharacterized. The transcript has 9 exons. The record is from RefSeq and is a predicted model, not a curated record. Bases 608 to 4006 code for a protein of 1132 amino acids. NCBI's taxonomy places the organism in Eukaryota, Viridiplantae, Streptophyta, Magnoliopsida, Lamiales, Lamiaceae.
UUCCUACUCUCAAAUCCCUAACUUCAACGUCUCUCUUCCCCAGCAAAAUCAAACUCAUAUCUUACAAUUUUGGACCUCUCAUAUAGAUGUGCGUAUGUAUGACUGAUUUCAAUCGCUGUGGUUUGCUGCUGCUGGCAGCGGCGCUAUCUCUUUUCUGCUCUCACACCGUCUACUGUGAUGGCGGCGGACACGCGGAGGUGCAAUGGCAGAUCCUCACAAAAUUAAACUACUCCUCGCAGAUUCGCCUUCAUCCUCGCCUCCUUCUCCUUGUCACCGUACCAUGUAAUUGAUAGUAAUAAUUUCUCUGUGCAUUUCUUGGGACGUGCUCCCGAUUGGAUUUGAAACCUAAUUAGUCGCUUGGCACGUGUGCUAGAGUUUGGUGUUACCUGCGUAUUGAGCUAGAAUUGAAUCCUGGACAAAUAUGUUUGCCCUAGGAAAAAAUGUUGGUUGUGUUUUUUCCUGCAUAUACAAUUACUUUAAGAAUGAAGGAGGAAUAACGUGUGAUUGAUUGUUUCAGUUCAAGUCGUCUGCCAGAAACGAAAAGAGAAGCAGCAUUUAGCUCUAGUGGAGUAUUAUUUUCUUAUAGUUUUGAGGCCAAAAUCCAUGGAUGUGUCUAUACUCUGUUUGUGCCACAAGUCACUAUAUUUCACGGUCUGGUGAGUCGCGGUCCCUUAUGAAGGGAUUGGCUCAUGCAGUUGCCAGAGAUGAAAUGGGGCUUGGUACCUUAAAACUUAUGGUCUUAUACAAAAAUGUGGAGAGGACGUUAGCCGAUGCACUUGAUGCCACUGAUGGAAUAACAGUCUUUUACUACCAUAAUUCCCUGUCAUAUAAAUAUUGGGGAAGACUUCGAGUCCAGAGCAUAUUGGUCUCCGUGCAUUACGUUAUGCAGCUUUCUCCUGACGAGCAACCUCUUAAAUCUUUAACCACUGCAGAAGAAUUAAGAGAAUUCCUUCAUUCAACUGACAAGGCUGUACUUCUCUUUGACCUUUGUGGUUGGACUCCAAGAUUGGUGGCCAUGAAUGAGUCUACGACUGGAAGUGAUCUAGAAUUGAAGGAGCAUUUGAAUAGACCAAAGGAAGAACUAAUAAAUCAUUCAGGAAAAGGUUUUGUUGGUGCAGACUCCAAAAUGGAGAACAAUGGAACUCUCGUGGGAGAAGAGAAGGAUAACAGGAAGGAUGUGGAGGACGACAUGCCCAGCUGUGGAAGGGACGAGGGUUUUAGUGGACCAUUUUGGACGAAUCAGUUUAGCACUGUAAAUAAUAGUCUUCUGAAGGAGGUAGAAAAUGUUACAGUUAGUGCUGGGGAAUCCUGUUCUUUAUUUGAGUUGCAGCGAUACAAAGUGUCUUUUCAGAAGUUUAUUGAAGUUGCUAGAGAGUUCUUCUUACCUCCUGAGAAGUAUAGAUAUGCUGUGGUUCGUGAAAGAUCACUUCUUCCGUUGUUAAAUGUUGAAGAGCCGAUUUUAGGCUUGGUUACUGUUCAAUUUGCUGGAUGUCCGAGCUGUUCUCAGGUUCUCAAAGAAGUUGAUGAUCUUAAAGCUAUUCUGCAAUCCCAGCCCUCACCUGUUUCAGAAGUUAGAGAUGAUCCUCAUGGAGUUGAUGCAGUUUUACCCACAAAAAGGCCUUCAAUGCUUCUUUUUAUUGAUAGGUCAUCUAACUCAAUAGAAAUAAGAAGGGAGAGUCAGGAAGCUCUGAAUGCUUUUAGAGAGUUGGCAGAACACACUCAGAUGCCAAAUCAGAUCCAUGGACAAGCCAUUACGAGGCCUGACAAGACAUUAGAUACCCACAAGCAUCCAAGACUCCAGCAUUUUGCAUUAUCAGAAAAAAGUGUUCUCGAGGAUAAGAUGUCUAUCACAAUCAUGAAUGAUGGCCAACAAGUUACUCUUGAAAAUCUGGUCUCCAAUUUGCAAGGUCUUAUGUCUGUGCAGGAGAUCUUAACUUAUGCACUCAAGAAAAAGGCGGAGCGGAAACUAAGUUCUCUUGCAAAGGAUGUAGGGUUUCAACUUUUGUCCAAAGAUUUUGACAUUGAAGUUGUAGAACAUCAGCCACCACAUGUUGAGGACCAGUCCGACCUAGCAUCUCGAGAAACACCUGUAGAAGAUUAUCAUGAAGGUGUUGAUAUAGAUAAGAAAAUACCAGCUGACGAUUCUGAUAGAAGGCCUAAUGUGGUAUCCAGUCCUUCUGAUGUUGAAUAUAUAGUGUCAGAAGGCAAAGAAGAUGAUAGUAACAUAUUGUCAUCUGUAGAACCUGAGCAAGGUGAUGCUGAUGAGUCUGAUAGAGGGCCUACUGAGUCUGAUAGAAGGCCUAAUGAUGUGGUAUCCAGUCCUUCUGAUGUUGAAUAUAUAGUAUCAGAAGGCAAAGAAGAUGAUAGUAACAUCUUGUCAUCUGUAGAGCCUGAGCAAGGUGAUGCCGAUGAGUCUGAUAGAAGGCCAAAUGCGGUAUCCAGUCCUUCUGAUGUUGAAUAUAUGGUGUCAGAAGGAAAAGAAGACUGUAGUAACAUCUUGUCAUCUGUAGAACCUGAGCAAGGUGAUGAUAGUUUAAGCAUCACUGCCGAUAGUGCUCAAGGUUUGAAUGUCAGGGAGACGGCCCACUCUGGAUUGGAGGACAAUGAACAGCACACCAAUUUUAAUGUUUCCUUUUUCCUUUUUGAUGGCCAAUACAGAUUACUUGAAACUCUAACUGGAGGAUUAAAUGUUCCAUCAGUUGUCAUAGUUGACCCAAUUUCUGAGAACCACUAUGUCUUAGAUGAGCAAUCAGUUUUGAGCUAUUCUUCGCUAUCUUUAUUUGUUAAUGAUUUCCUAGCCGGAAAGCUUCACCCAUAUCUACAAUCAUCUACUAUAGUUCCUAGCCUGAGAGGUGCUCAAAGACCUCCGUUUGUUAAUCAGGGUUUUCAUGAAACAGAUUCUAUUCCCCUUGUUACAACCCAUACUUUCUCUGAGCUGGUUCUCGGUAAUAAAUCUGACCCCAGGAAUUCUGCCAGUCCUUGGGAUAGGAACGUAUUGGUUCUUUUCAGCAACAAUUGGUGUGGGUUCUGUCAGAGGAUGGAAUUUGUUGUUCGGGAAGUGUACCGAGCUGUUAAGAGUUAUGCUUAUAUGAAGACAAAUAGUUCAAGGAAGGAUAAAUUGGUAAUGGCGGCAGAACAUACUCUUGAUGUCGUUUUGAAGCUUCCACUUAUUUAUAUGAUGGAUUGCACGCGGAAUGAUUGCGGCUUCAUCAUUAGACCAAUACUGCAGAGGGAAGUUUAUCCACUUUUGCUGUUAUUCCCCGCUGAAAGGAAGAAUGAGACCAUAUCCUAUGAAGGAGAUAUUAUAGUUUCUGAUAUAAUCAAGUUUCUGGCUGCUCAUGGCAGCCAUGUAAUAGACCUUAUCACAAAUCGAGAUUUUCUACAGGACCAGAAGUCUGUCGAAGAGGAACUACAGACUAGGAACUCACACCACGAAGUUCUACUCAAAGACCUAGUGCAAAAUGUUGCAGUUAAAUACAAGAUUGAUGCUCAGCUAUCUUCAAAGUUACAAGAAAAGCCUCAGUUGUCUGUUGGUUGUGUUCUAAGUGCAACGGAAAAGCUUCUGGACGUUCACCCCUUUGACGAAUCCAAGAUUCUAAUAGUGAAUGUGGAUGAAAAAAGUGGAUUUCGAGGUCUGAUAAUUAACAAACAUAUCGGAUGGGACUCUCUUGAAGAACUUGGUGAAGGAAGCUUUGAAUAUUUAAAGGAGGCACCCCUUUCUUUCGGCGGCCCAGUCAUGAUGCGUGGAAUGCCACUUGCUGCGUUAACACACAAAUUUUUUGAAGGCCGAUCUCUGGAAGUCCUGCCAAACUUCUACUUGAUGGAUCAACUGGCGAUGCCUGGCCUAGUCGAAGAUAUAAGAGCUGGAAACCAAUCUGUUGGCGAUUUCUGGUUCUUUCUGGGAUAUUCUAGCUGGGGUUGGGAACAACUAUAUACUGAGAUUGCUCAAGGUGCUUGGAAUGUGAGCAAAGGCGAUUUAGAACAGUUAGAGUGGCCGUGGCGAUGACACGGGCUGCAGUUGCAUCAAAUGAGGACAGGGAAUUUUGAGUGUGAGUUAUGAAUCCUGAAUCCUGCAGCAGCCACGGCCUGUUUGUAUGGAUAAUUUAGUAUGCUUGUGAAACUAAUGUACAAAUUGAUUUUCAUUCUUUCCUUCUCUCCAUGAAAUUGAUGGGUCAUUAUGCUGCCUUGAU